Messenger RNA from Anthostomella pinea, 651 nucleotides. The record is from the annotation of a GenBank genome assembly. Lineage: Eukaryota; Fungi; Ascomycota; Sordariomycetes; Xylariales; Xylariaceae.
AUGUCCAGCGAGAUUGCAAAGGGCAACCUGUCUUCUUGGUGCCUACAAACGACGCGUCUCUUUACAUUUGACCGAGCCUCGGAGCCCGCCAAUAUUGGCCUCGCAACAUCACGUCCUAUUCUCACGGCACUCAGCCGAAGGCAUCAGUGUGCAAUCACAUCACUGCUUGAGUCCGCCUUCGACCUCGCUUCUACGCAGGGUCUGAGCCCAUACGAAAUCCGUACAGGUUCUUGUCGACCCGUGAUCCUCCCGGGCUGGGGAGACUCAAACCACCAUGCCGCUAUAAAGGCUACCUCGUGGUAUGCCCAGCAUGGCUUCUUGCAACACUGGGACAACCGUCAGCACCCUCUCAUCAAACAACGAUUCCCCGAUGGAACAACCUCAUUCAUCGCAUCGCUGGAUGCGUUUGGUAUCCGCCACCGAAUCAACGGCCAUUCCAUCGCCGAUAAUGCGGGCAAUCGUUCCGCCUUUGCUUUGCGUCUUCUGCUGGGCCUGUACUUCCUUACCGAAGACCAACGCGAGCUCGACACCAAAGAUGUGGACUUGGACGAGACCAGCGGUUUCCCCGGUCCGGAGAAAACCCUAGCCAGAGACAACCGCCCGCCUGGCUCUGUACCCCUCCCAUCUACCUUCGUGCCGUACCGCCAUUAA